CAGCGCGAGCGAGGCGGCACGUGAGAGCUGGCGGGGAUCGCAGUUGUAAGCAGGCACCUUACCGCCUUGUUAACUCACUCAAACGGAUACUUAUACAGUAUUGAGUAUCUUUAAAGAAGAUUCUACAGUCUAGUCUGGAUUUAUUGACAGAAAUUAAGGCAGAGCACGAUUUUUUUUUGGGUGGGGUUGAAACGCUGGGUUUCUGUAGGUAAAAAAAAAACAUGAGUCUAUAUUAGCGAUGGAAUUAAGAAUUAACGCAAAAGAAAUAUUAAAGGGCGAAUAUUAUCUCUGAGUUCGGAAAAUGGAUAUGGAAAGCUACUCUCAAAUCUGAAGGUGACAAUAUUUGGAAGAGGAAAUGCACACAGCUUGGGUUCUUCUGAUUCUGAUUGAAGAAGGAUUUGUACUGGCACAGAAAACGAAAGGACUGCAUAAUGUGGGCCAGACAAACAAAAGUGCGGGACAGUGUGGUACCUGGAUCCAGAAUUCAAAUGGAGGACUCUUGACCUCUCCGAAUUAUCCUGACACAUACCCCCCAAACAAGGAAUGUGUUUUCAUUCUGGAAGCCCUACCCCGCCAGAGAAUUGAGCUGACCUUUGAUGAGACCUAUUACAUUGAACCUUCUUUCGAGUGCCGCUUCGACUACAUUGAGGUACGGGAUGGUCCCUUCGGUUUCUCUCCUCUCAUCAACCGCUUCUGUGGACCCAGCAGUCCUGGCAUGGUCAGAUCCACAGGGCGUUUCAUGUGGAUCAAGUUCAGUAGCGAUGAGGAACUGGAAGGGCUGGGUUUUCGAGUCAAAUAUGCCUUCAUAGCAGACCCUGACUUUCGUCUACACGUUGGGGAUAUCUUUAGCCCAAUUCCUGAUUGUCAGUUUGAACUUAUGGGCUUUGAUGGAGUUAUCCACUCCAGCCAGGUGGAAGAGGAAGCAAAGAUUAAAUCUGGCAGUGCAGUAGACUGCAUCUGGACUGUGCGUGCCCCUCCCAGAUCAAAGAUCUAUCUUCGUUUUAUGGAGUACCAGAUGGAACACUCAAACGAGUGCAAGAAAAAUUUUGUGGCAGUGUAUGAUGGUAGCAGUGCCAUUGAAAACCUGAAGGCCAAGUUCUGCAGUACUAUCGCCAAUGAUAUCAUGCUGGACAACGGUGUGGCUGUGGUCCGCAUGUGGGCGGACGAGAACAGUCGACUCAGUCGAUUCCGGCUGCUUUUCACUUCAUUUGUUGAACCUCCUUGUUCAGAUGAUACUUUUUUUUGCCACAGCAAUAUGUGCAUUAAUAACUCUCUUGUUUGCAAUGGAGUGCAGAACUGUGUGUAUCCAUGGGAUGAAAACCAGUGCAGAGAAAAGUCCAGCAGCCUUUUAAAUCAGAUCAUCCGGGCACGUGGAACUGUCAUUGGAGUGUCGGCCGGCAUUGUCUUGGUGCUGCUUUUUAUUUCCAUCGUGGUGCAAAUGAAGCAACCACGCAAAAAAAUAUUAUCCCGCAAGCCUCCAUUGCAUAAGGCAGGCUUCCAGGAGGUUUUUAACCCACCUCAUUACAAUCUUUUCUCUUUGCGGGACAAGGAGAUGUCCUCAGACCUGGCAGACCUGUCAGAUGACCUGGAGAGCUACCAUAAGCUGCGGCGUAACUCUGUAGCCUCGCGAUGUAUCCAUGAGCACCACUGCGGCUCACUGGCCUCCAGCCUUAAGCCAAGCCAGGCCGACCUUAGCUCCAUGGAGCUGUUAUACCAUAAUGACUUCUCCCAAUCACAAACCCUGCGGACACUCAAUAGCACCUAUAAGAAGAGCUGUUGUGUCUACAAACAGGCUCAUGACUGUGCAGAGAAUGUCAUUGAGGAUCGUGUGUUGGAGGAGAUCCCCUGCGAGAUCUACAUGCAUGGCAACAAAAGAGCUACUAGUAGUAAACAUUGUAUUUCCAUGGACUUUUAGAAGAAACAAGUCCAGAUUCUCACCUUUCUUACUGGUCAAAUGACAGAGAAUCUCAUACAAUAAACUGCACAGUCUGUCUCAUUCAUUUAAAUGCAGUACAAUGAUGUUAAGGUCAUUAAUAAAGUGGCCUCUUUGUGUAUGAAAGAUUUUUGUCUUACAUUGUUAGAUUCAGUUCCAUCAGUUUACCUGAUUUUAAUAUUAUGUCUUUGUGAUGCUAUUAUACUGAACAAGACUGCUUGACAUAUUGCUCCUUGCAAUAAGUGGUCUCAAAAUUACAAAAAAGACGCUUAUGGUAGGACAGUUGUCUGUUGUUAUCACAUACAUUUAUCUCUCUUGUUUUAUUUUAGUUAUUAAAUUAUGUUUGCGUAUAAGGUGUUUUAAUCUGUUUGUCAUUAUGUCAUGUAUGAUCUGUAGAUGGAAGUACAUUUUACAACUUAAAGUUAUUCAAAGAAAGUU
Molecule: messenger RNA, 2371 nt
Organism: Brienomyrus brachyistius
Lineage: Eukaryota; Metazoa; Chordata; Actinopteri; Osteoglossiformes; Mormyridae
Product: neuropilin and tolloid-like protein 2
Exons: 9
Coding region: 356-1915 (519 amino acids)
Molecular function (GO): protein binding
Source: RefSeq, a predicted model, not a curated record